AAGAAGGAGGAGGAGGAGAAGAAGAAAAGCUGCAAUUUGACGUGCCAACAUGGCGGACGAGCGAGGAAGGGGGGAGGUCCCGUCCUCGCCAAAAGUGAUGACACCCGCGACCCUCACUUGGUCUCCAGCCGGUGACAUGGAGGCAGCUGGGUGAAUUUACUCACUUUCACGAACUUUGUGACGCGUGCUGCCAAAGAACACCAAUGGGCAACUCCUAUGCGGGCCAGCUGCGGACCACCCGCUUUGAGGAGGUCCUUCACAACUCGAUUGAAGCAUCGCUGAGGUCCAACAUUGUGGUUCCUCGGCCAGUUUUCUCCCAACUCUACCUUGAGGCAGAGGAGCCUGCGGCACAGAACGGGCGCACGGAGAAUGAUGAUGAGAAUGAUGAAGAUGGCUCGGAAUCUAACAGCCCUCCGAUACCUUAUCAGAUGAAACCCCCACCUGAGGGAUGCUGCACCACAGACGGCUUCUGUCAGGCAGGCAGGGAUCUGCGACUCUCGUCACUGGCAUCGGAUUCCUUGGACGUGUCGCCAGGGUUCAUGCUGAUCGGACUGAAGUCUCCUUCUCUCCCCGAUAGCCUGCUGGUGGUCGCCGUCGACCAUCGUUUCCUGCCGGAUGAACGGGGUCACAACGCUCUUCUGGGCUUCUCGGGGAACUGCAUCGGCUGUGGAGAAAAGGGCUUCCGGUACUUCACAGACUUCGCCAACCACAUUAACCUGAAACUCAGCACCCAGCCGAAGAAACAGAAGCACUUAAAGUUCCAUCUGUUCAGAAACAGCCAAGGUGUACUGGUUAAAGGAGCUCCCAUCUGCUGGAGAGGACACGAUGGCCGGAUAAGGCAGAUGAGCUCCAGUCUCUCAGAGCUUCAUGCGACAUCGGACGAACGGACAUCGAGUGUCGCGUUAUUGCGUUCCUCACAUGCAGCGAGCAGCUACACAGCAGCGUCUCAUGCCAAUGGCGUUCCUCAAAGCUCCGAUACAGCACAGCCACUGCCCAACGGCAUCAUUCCUGCUUCUUCAAUAGCGCAGGCGGUGAUAAAUCAUUCAGGACCAGGGAGACCAUCAACAGCAGGGAUGCAGACAAAUGCCGGACCCCCCAAAAAGAGGCACAAGGGUUGGUCCCCUGAAUCAUCUGCCAAUUCUUCAUCAGUCUUGCCGUCAUCAACGGUUGCCACAAAUGGAGCUAAAUUAGAUGCCUCUGCCACACUGAGUUCCUCACAGAGGUCCUCAGCCACACUUUUUCCCACUGGGCUGUCUGUAGCUGUGCCUGAUCAGCUGUUACACACUUGUGGACUACAACCUGUCAUCUUCAAAGGUCAUGGCCCUCUCCCUCAGCUGACUGGCAAUUUUAAUGAGGUACUCGUCAGCUCUUUGCUGCAGAGUUGUUAUCUGAGCUCUCAGAGCCUCCCCAGGGUUUACCAACACUACGGACCCUCACCCAUUCAGCCCCUGUCAACCGAGAUGCAGAUCCUCCUCACUGUCUACUACCUUGUUCAGCUCGGCCCCGAACAAGUUCCCCUGAUUGAGGACUUGGAGCAAAUAUUCAUGAGGUCAUGGAGAGAGUCCCACCUCAGUGAAAUCAGACAGAAUCAACAACCUCAAACGCCUGCGUCCCAAGGGAGGCACUAUGGAAUUGAGGCACCUCCUACGCUUUCAGGGCUCCCGCAGCAUCUUGGCUUAGCACCACAGCAGCCUCUGACCCCCAGCCAGCUUCCCUGGCUCGCCCAGCUGGCUGCAUCAUCUUGUGGGGAGGGGGUGGUGGUGUUGGGGGAGCAUGUGGGGUCUUUGGCACAGGGCCUUCAGCAGAUGUUUAGCAAGUUGAUGGAGGGACGGUUCGAAAACACUAACUACAUAGUCGUCAUCGUGACCGCUUCCGGGCAUGAGACACAGUCCUGUGUGGUAGUUACAGGUAAACACCAGUGUCGUGCUUUGGCAGAGAAUAUGUUCUCUCCGAAUGAAGGUUUGAGAGAAAUCAAUUACCAGCUUUCUUCUGGUGAAGCCCAGGAGCUCAUCCAGUUCUGCAGUUCCCUUGGACAAGCUUCCUCUUUCACAGAUGGUGAUAUUGAUUCCCUACUGGACGGCGCAACCUUGGACAGCAACGAACCCUCUCCCUUAUCCAGCAGUCAGGAAUCUACUGAUGAAAAGAGUUUGAAAAACACCCACAGUCCAAAGGACUCACUCAGCCCGAAAGAUAGAGUUCUGACUCCUAAAGAAACUUGCUCCGAGUUCUCCGUGGAGUGGCGCGAUAUCCGACCCAUCCAGUUGGCGGUAGCCAGAAAGCUGCUGUCUCACGUUUGCGCCAUAGCAGAUUCCAGCACACAGAACCUGGACCUUGUGUCCUUCGACAGGGUCAGCUUCCUCAUCCUGGUCCCUCCCUCUGAGGUCACGUUUCAACAAACUGUUCUGCAUCUUUGGAGCUCCGGUGUUCUUCAGGAACUUGGGACUCUCGAACAAGAUAGUGUGUCUCAGCGGCAAGCUGAACACUACGUGGUCAAGAUGGAUCAAAGCGCUCAAGUCCGAGUUGACAGCCUUAUUCAGGAAGCACACACCAACUCCUACACGCUUUAUAUUUUGGUCCACGACCACGCCCACUGGGACAUCAGCAGUGCCUCGUACUGUAGCACAGACUCAGGUUUGGGUCUAGUUGACCAGCUCCUGAAUUCCAGAAAGGUCAGAGAUGCUCCCAACAUCCUAAUUCUUCAUGUUACAUCCUUCCCGUUCGCUCUGCAGACGCAAUUCACGCGCAUCAGCCCCUAUAAUGAGAUCCACUGGCCCUCUUCAUACAGUAAUGAUGUGGACCUGUAUCAUGAGAGAACACGCUACUUUGGCGUAUCAGAACUUUUAGAGUCGACACGCUCGGGGAGCAGCCUGCCUCUGAUGCGAUGCGAUACUUCUUUUGAGAGCAUGGCGUCUGCCCUGGAGGAAAGGUUCCCAAAGCUCCACAGUGCCGUAAUCCGAACCACAGUUCUCAUCCACCACUACUGCGCAGCACUGAUGGCCGUCUCCGGAAGAAUCGGAGGCUCACACAAUCUCCACAAACACACGUCUGUGGAGACGCUGGGGAUUGUGCAGGCGCUGCUCAGUGCCGCCCAGCAGUGCCCCGCCCACCACGGUCACAUGAUCCUGCUGCGGAUACCUUCUCUGGCUCUGGCAGCGUGGGCCCAUCGACGGCUGUCCCGAGUGAGGAGACAGCUGGGCCUCGAGGAGAGCUUUGAGAUCAUACUGGGGAAUCCAAGCCAACCGCUGAAUAUUGGACACAACUUUAUUGAUCAGAUUAAGCUAUGGCUAAAAAUCCAAGAAGCUGAUUGGGUUCCUCGUACUUAUCUGGAGCUUGAAGCUCUUCCUUGCAUUCUGAUCCUGUCGGGAGCCGAACCUCAAGGAGAAUCACUUCCCAGGUCACUGAAGUACUGUGACCUUAGGGUGAUCAGUUGCUCUUACCUUCAACGUACCACCGUCGAACAAGAGUUGGGACUAGCAGCAUACCUGCUGAAGACGGAGUCUCGGUCCCCGCACAACCCGGGGCCGGGAAGUGACCUGCUGGAGAGCGAUGGCGAAAAACUCAGCACCACUGACAUUGAGGAAGAGGAGAGCCAGGAAAACGAAAGUUCCCCCGUUUCCUCCAACCAGCCAGUCCAGUCAAGCCCAGAUGUUGGCACAUCAGACCCCUUCCCUACCCAGAGCAGCACGUCUACAUCUCCAAAUGUCCCCAAAAGCGCAAUGGACAGCACCACGCAGCCCUCGCAAGCUCAGGCCCAACCCCCCACUGCCCAAUCUUCUUCUCAGUCAUUUUUAUACCCUCAGCUCUCAUUUCCCCACUCAAGCCAGUCUUUAACCCUGCCAGUCUAUUCCUUGGCCCAACCCAUUUUCCACCCACUCGCACAAACAAACUCGCUAGCUUACUUUCAAACACUGCCGCAGCACCAAGUAGCCCACGCGCCUCCCCAACCGCUGGCUCCUGCCGUCCGGUCUCGUCGUCACCCCUCCAAAUCCACCUCCUCGAGCUCUUCGUCACCUCGAGCUUCCUCCCCCCACCUGAGUUGCUCCUGGGCGCGCGGAGUGAGUCGCCCACCCUCCGUGCUCCUCCCUCGCUCGCUUUACGACAUAAUUACAGCCAACGAUGGCAGCGGCCUUCCACGGUGUACCUCCUUCCUGCCGCAUAUGUCUGUCGCUUGGGCCAGCAGCUUCCGGCCUCUGUUGAGCAAGAUGAUGACGUGCACAGAGCAGUCGCUGUACUAUCGGCAGUGGACGGUGCCCCGCCCGUACCACAUGGACAGCAACAAUCGCACCGAAGGACGCAGCGACAACUUUCACCCUCGCAGGCUGCUCCUCAGCGGACCGCCACAGGUGGGUAAGACUGGCGCGUACCUGCACUUUCUGGGUAUUCUGUCUCGGAUGCUGAUCAGGCUGAUGGAGGUGGAUAUUUACAACGAAGAGGAAAUACAUUUCAGUGUCCAAAAAGACGACGUGCAGUACAACCCACCCGACGCCUUGUGGCCCGACCCGGAAGUUGUGAAGGCUUUACCCUUUGACUACACAGUCCAUGACCCCAAAUAUGAUGACAUCAGCUUGGUCUACUGUCCUGGAUAUAAACCAGCUUGUGAUGCCACUCCUGUCCGCCAGGAGGACAUGUGCCUCAGGAGGCGCACAACCAGGAUCAAACUGUCCAAGUAUGCGGCCUUUAACACUUAUCACCAUUGUGAACAGUGUCAUCUGUACUUGGGCUUCAACCCCAGAUACCAGGUCAACAUCACACAAAUAUACGAGUCUACCCUGCACGCCUUCACGUUCACCCAUCUGCUACUCGGAGAAGAGAUCCAGCUCUACUUCAUCAUCCCCAAGUCCAAAGAGCACUACUUCAGUUUCAACCAGCCCGGAGGCCAACUGGAAGGAAUGCGGCUGCCCCUCGCCGCAGACCGGAGCCCAGACUGCAUCAAGAGUCCAAUCUUCACUCCGACCACGGGGCGCCACGAGCACGGUCUCUUCAACCUGUACCACGCCAUGGACGGAGCCUCACACCUCCAUAUCCUGGUGAUCAAAGAGUACGAAAUGGCCGUGUACAAGAAGUACUGGCCCAACCACAUUCUGCUGGUGCUGCCCCCGGUCUUCAAUGGAGCUGGCAUAGGAGCUGCCCACUUCCUGAUUAAGGAGCUCUCGUACCACAAUCUGGAGCUGGAGCGCAGCCGUCGGCAGGAGGGCAGCGGCGCGACGGGUGACGUCUGGCCCUUCAUCAUUCUGGCGGAUGACUCGUGCGUCAUGUGGAACGUAGUCGAAUUCGACGCACGCAACGGUCCAGCAGAACACGCCGCCUCACUGAAGCAAGUCUUGCAGCACAUGGAAGACUGUCCUCACCUGGCCCACUACGGCCUGUGCGGCAUUAGGAAGUGGAGCAGUCGUGUCUUCACAGAUCCUACCACGUGGGAGCCUUUUUCCAGAGGCCACCUCCACGACUUCCUCCUCCUCAACGUGGACCGCAGCCAGAACGUCCAGUACGACCAGAACCGCUUCACGUGUCACGACGUGGACUUCACCCUGCGGCUGCACAGCGCCGGUCUGCUCAUCUGCCGCUUUAACAACUUCAGCGUCAUGAAGAAGCAGAUCGCCAUCGGAGGAUACCGGACGUUCAUCAUCAAGACAAAGAUGACGGACGUUCCCACUUCAGUGGGGCCCUCGCAGUACGUCUGCGCCCCCGACAGCAAGCACCUGUUCCUGGCCACCCCGGCUCAGCUCCUCCUGGAAAAAUACCUCCAACACACCAGCCACAAACUCUUCCCUCUCAGCACCAAGAACUACGACCACCCGGUCCUGUCAGUGGACUUUUACAUCAACCUUGGCCCUGAGGUGACCGUGUGUUUUGUGAGUUCAAGACCUCACUCGGUCAACAUCUGCACCACAGGCCUGCUCUUCAGCGGCCUUCUCCUCUGUUUCGCCGACGCCUUCGUGACCCCCAGUUUCCUCAAGAAGUUCAGCUUCCUCAAAGGCGCGACUUUGUGCGUGAUCGGCGCGGAUCGCAGCUCCUUGAGGCAGACGGUCGGCAGGCUGGAGCUGGAAGAGGAGUGGCGGUUCCGGCUCAGCGACGAAUUCCAGACGGCCAACGCCAAGGAGGACUGGCCCCUCUUCUUCCUGACGGGAAAACAUAUAUGAAUGACAUCAAGUCAACAAAACCUUUUGUUUUCAUGUGUGACGUGCUCAGAACUGAAAGCCGCUCGAAGAAAUUUGCCACUUGGGGAUUUCUCGGUGUAUUUGCAGGGAGCCCAGAUUUGCAAUUAAAUCCUGAGAUUUGUGUCAAAUCCCAUCCCAAGCAUAAAUGUGUGUUAUUGGAAAAGAAUUCAGUGAUGAAUGGAAUGUAGUGCUUCACAUCAUUUUUGUGCACUUUGCUCCUACUGUAAAUGUAUGUGACAAAAUGAUGCAGGUAAAGUGUGUGCAAUGUUUUGAUGCAAUAUUCUGCAGACUCUCUGCAGAUUUGAUCGAAAUGAUCGACACAAUCAUUCACCGUAUGAGGGUAGCCGACUUUUGGCAACAAGAUGUAUUUGCGUGUUAAUUAUUUUCAAAUCCUUUUGAGUACUUAUUUUCCUCUGUGGGUGUUGGCUCUUUGUUGUAGACUUUGUAACAUUUGCUGUUUUUUGCAUGUCAGUGUACAGCUUUGAAUGCCUUGAAUUGUAUAAAUGUACAGAUAUUUUUAACU
Molecule: messenger RNA, 6681 nt
Organism: Syngnathoides biaculeatus (alligator pipefish)
Lineage: Eukaryota; Metazoa; Chordata; Actinopteri; Syngnathiformes; Syngnathidae
Gene: greb1
Product: growth regulating estrogen receptor binding 1
Exons: 34
Coding region: 204-6140 (1978 amino acids)
Biological process (GO): multicellular organism development
Source: RefSeq, a predicted model, not a curated record